AUGAGCUACGCACGUCGAGAUUCCAGUGUGUCUUUCACAACGCCUGGUAUCAUGCAUCAUCAAAGUAAACUGGACGUUUUCAUUAUCAAGGCUCACCGGGUUUUGUCAAACAACGCUGUGAUCAAUGGAGAAGACGUGAGUGUUCUGAAUACGGCAUCAAGUUCGCCGAAAUCCAAUGGCCCGGUCAACGGGACUUCACCACAUAACGAUCUAACGCUUUUUCAGCGGCUUUCACAACUCUACAACGCUACAAUCUCCACAAGUUUGCUGGACGACAAUUCGACAUCGCCUAAAUCAGCAAUCGAGCUGUUCCAGCGGUUUCAACAAAUCAUGAAGGAACUAGAGCUAAGCUACGAGGUCAGUCCCUACGGCAAGUAUUUCCGUAAGCUCGACAACGGGAUGUGGCAGAUCAAAGACGACGCAGAGCUCCUAAAUGACCAGCUUUGGCAGCUGGUAUCGGUGUCGAUUAGCACGGUAUUUGACUGGAAAACAGGCCAGAUGCUGAAUCAAAACAGGCGGCGUGUCAAUAGCAUGGCUACGUCGACGAAAAACUCGCCCUCGGAAGUCAUUGACAAUACGCUGCCGCAGCAAUUACAGAAAAGACUUCAAAAACUGCAACAAGACGGCCGGCAUAAUUUUUACUCCACGUCUCCCCCUAGUCCCUCAGUGAUGCCCACCAACGGCAAUGGAGGCCGGUCAAAUCACAGAAACACAUCCAGCGGGAGAGAAAAUCUGGCAAACUCCAACGGCAUCAAUGCUGCUACUGUGGGCAACAACAAUAACGGUGUGAGCUCCAACAUUAUGGUCAACAGCAUGAACCCCAGUAUUAACCCUAAUUUGAAUUCCAGCAUGAAUUCCAGCAUGAACCCUACCAGCAUGGAGACUUCCCACAUAAAUCCGAGCCCAGAUCCCCGCAGGAACAUCAGCACUAAUCCUAACACUGACAAUUCUAUCAAUCCAAACAUGAACGCUGUCAUGAAUUCGCAAAUGAACUCCAAUUUCAACGCUGCCGUCAACCCCAGCUUGAACAACAUGAAUUUGGCUCUAAACAUGGGGCUGGAAGCCCUUACUGGCAAUCCGCAGGGUAAGCGAAAGUAUGUUGGUGUGGGAACCCCCGAUGAAGAUGCUGUGGACGAACUUUUACAACUGGCUACGAAGAAAACUAAGUCAGAUCUGCCUACGAUCGAAGAGGACACACCACAACAGCCGCUUGCGAUUCAAAUCGACAAGGGAAAUGGUGCUUCUGACGUUUACGAACGGCUGUUGAAUGAAAAAGAUCUCAGAAUCAAGCAGCUUGAAGCAGACCUCGACUCUCAAAGACAAGAAACACGUUGGCUCCAAAAAAUGUUACUCGAAGAUUUGGCAUGUGUGCGUACUAUGCUAUAUAAGGAUUCCCGCCACCGACCUUGA
Lachancea lanzarotensis is the source of this 1410-nucleotide messenger RNA. It is a transcript of the gene GCR2, whose product is annotated as LALA0S12e03180g1_1. The transcript has a single exon. Lineage: Eukaryota; Fungi; Ascomycota; Saccharomycetes; Saccharomycetales; Saccharomycetaceae. The record is from RefSeq and is a predicted model, not a curated record. Bases 1 to 1410 code for a protein of 469 amino acids.